AUGGAGGUAAUGGUGGAAAUGGCAGCAAUGGUGGAGAUGGAGGUAUUGGAAGUAGUGGUAGUGAUGCUGGCUAUGGAGGAGAUGGGGGUGAUCGUGGUGAUGGAGGCAUUGCUGGUGAUGCUGGUGAUGGAGGAGUUGGUGGCGAUGGUGGCAAUGGAGGCAAUGGUGGUGAUGCUGGCGAUGGGGGAAAUGGAGGCAAUUGAUGGAGGUAAUGGUGGAAAUGGAGGUGGUGGUGGAGAUGGAGGUGACAAAGCCAGUGGUAGUGAUGCUGGCAAUGGAGGAAAUGGUGGUGAUGGAGGAAAUGGUGGUGAUGCUGGAGAUGGUGGCAAUGGUGGGGUUGAUGGUGAUGGAGGUGAUGGUGGAGAUGGAGGUGAUGCAGGCAGCAGUAGUAAUGUCAGCAAGGGAGGAGAUGGUGGUGAUGGAGGCAAUGGUGGUGAUGCUGGUGAAGGAGGAGAUACUGGGGAUGGUGGUGAUGGAGGCAAUGGUGGUGAUGCUGUUGAUGGAGGUAAUGGUGGAAAUGGAGGUGAUGGUGGAGAUGGAGGUGAUGGAGGCAGCAGUGGUGAUGCUGGAGAUGGAGAAGAUGGUGGUGAUGGUGGCAACGGAGGCAAACGUGGUGAUGCUGGCGAUGGUGAAAAUGGAGGCAAUGGUGGUGAUGGAGGUGAUGGAAGUGAUGGAGGAAAUGGAGGUGAUGGUGGAGAUGGAGGUGACGGAGCCAGUGGUAGUGAUGCUGGCAAUGGAGGAGAUGGCAGUGAUGGAGGCAAUGGUGGUGAUGCUGUUGAUGGAGGUAAUGGUGGAAAUGGAGGUGAUGGUGGAGAUGGAGGUGAUGGAGACAGCGGUGGUGAUGCUGGCAAUGGAGGAUAUGGUGGUGAUGGUGGUGAUGGAGGCAUCGGUGGUGAUACUGGUGAUGGAGGACAUGGUGGUGAUGGUGGCAAUGGAGGCAACGGUGGUGAUGCUGGUGAUGGAGGUGAUGGUGGAAAUGGAGGCGAUGGUGGAGAUGGAGGUAACGGAGCCAGUGGUAGUGAUGCUGGCAAUGGUGGAGAUGGUACUGAUGGAGGAAAUGGUGGUGAUGCUGGCGAUGGAGGUGAUGGUGGAAAUGGAGGAGGUGGUGGAGAUGGAGAUGACAGAGCCAGUGGUAGUGAUGCUGACAAUAGAGGAGAUGGUGGUGAUGGAGGCAAUGUUGGUGAUGCUGGAGAAGGAGGAGAUGCUGGGAAUGGUGGUGAUGGAGGCAAUGUUGGUUAUGCUGGUGAUGGCGGUAAUGGUGGAAAUGGAGGUGAUGGUAGAGAUGUAGGUGAUGGAGGCAACGGUUGUGAUGCUAGAGAUGGAAGAGAUGGUAGUGGGGGUGGCAACGGAGGCAACAGUGGUGAUGUUGGAGAUGGACGUGCUGGUGGAAAUGGAGGCAAUGGUGGUGAAGGAGAUGAUGGAAGCUGUGGUGGUGAUGCUGCUGGAGAUGGAGGAAAUGGUGGUGAUGGAGGCAAUGGCGGUGAUGCUGGCAAUGGAGGUGAUCGUGUAAAUGGAGGCAAUGGUGGAGAUGUAGGCAAUGGAGGCAGUGGUAGUGAUGCUGGCAAUGGAGAAGAUGGUGGUGAUGGUGGUGAAGGAGGCAAUGGUGGUGAUGCUGGUGACGGAGGAGAUGGUGGUGAUGGUGGCAAUGGUGGUGAUGCUGGUUAUGGAUGUGAUGGUGGAAAUGGAGGUGAUGGUGGAAAUAGAGGUGAUGGAGGCAGUGGUAGUGAUACUGGCAAUGAAGGAGAUGGUGGUGAUGGUGGUGAUGGAGCUAAUGGUGGUGAUGCUGGUGAUGGAGGAGAUGGUGGUGGUGGUGGCAUUGGAGGCAAUGGUGUUAAUGCUAGCAAUGGUGGAAAUGGAGGCAAUGGUGGUGAUGGAAGUGAUGGAGGAGGUGGUGGUGAUGCUGGAGAUGGAGGAGGUGUUGCUGAUGGUGGCAAUGGAAGCAACAGUGGUGAUAUUGUAGAUGGAUGUGAUGGUGGAAAUGGAGGCAAUGGUGGUGAUGGAGGUGUUGGAAGCAGUGGUGGUGAUGCUGGAGAUGGAGGAGAUGGUGGUGAUGGAGGCAAUGGCGGUGAUGCUGGCGAUGGCGGUGAUGGUGGAAAUGGAGGUGAUGGUGAAGAUGCAGGUGAAGGAGGCAGUCGUGGCGAUGCGCUAGAUGAUGGUGAUGGAGGCAAUGGCGGUGAUGCUGGUGAUGGAGGUGAUGGUGGAAAUGGAGGUGAUGGAGUAGAUGGAGGUGAUGGAGCUAGUGUUAGUGAUGCUGGCAAUGGAGGAGAUGGUAGUGAUAGAGGAAAUGGUGGUAAUGCUUGUGAUGGUGGCAAUGGUGGUGAUGCUGGUGAUGGAGGUGAUUGUGGAAGUGGUGGUUAUGGUGGAGAUGGAGGUGAUGGAGUCAGCUGUAGUGAUGCUGGCAAUGGAGGAGAUGGUGGUGAUGGAGGCAAUGGUGGUGAUGCUGGUUAUGAAGAAGUUGGUGGUGAUGCUAAUGAUAGAAGAGAUGGUAGAUAUGGUGGCAAUGGAGGUAACUGUGGUGAUGCUGGUGAUGGUGGAAAUGGUGGUAAUGGUGGUGAUGGGGGUGAUGUAGGUAAUGGUAAAAAUGGAGGUGAUGGUGGAGAUGGAGGUGAUGGAGGCAGUGUUGGUCAUGCUGGUGAUGGAGGAGAUGGUGCUGAUGGUGGCGACAGAGGCAACGGUGGUGAUGCUGGAAAUGGACGUGAUGGUGGAACUGGAAGCAAUGGUGGUGAUGGAGGUGAUGGAAGCAGUGGUGGUGAUGCUGGAGAGGGAGGAGAUGGUGCUGAUGGUGGAGAUGGAGGUGAUGGAGGCAGCAGUAGUGAUGCCAGUAAUGGAGGAGAUGGUGGUGAUGGAGGCAACAGUGGUGAUGCUGGUGAUGGUGGAAAUGGAGGCAAUUGUGAUGAUGGAGGUGAUGGAGGCAGUGGUGGCGAUGCUGGAGAUGGAGGAGAUGGUGGUGAUGGAGGCAAUCGCGGUUAUGCUGGUGAUGGAGGUGAUGGUGAAAAUGGAGGCGAUUGUAGAGAUGCAGGUGACGGAGCCAGUGGUAGUGAUGCUAGCAAUGGAGGGGGUGGUGGCAAUGGUGGAAAUGGUGGUGAUGUUGGUGAUGGAGGAGAUGGUGGUGAUGGUGGUGAUGGAGGCAAUGGUCGUGGUAGAGGUGCUGAUGCUGGUGAUGGAGGAGAUCGUGGUGAUGGAGGCAAUGGCGGUGAUGCUGGCGAUGGUGGUGAUGGUGGUGAUGGAGGCAAUGGUGGUGAUGCUGGUAAUGGAGGUGAUGGUGGAAAUGGUGGAGAUGGAGCUGAUGGAGGCAGUGGUGGAGAUUCUGGCAAUGGAGGUGAUGGUGGAAGUGGUGGUGAUGGAGGAGACAGUGGCACUGGUGGUGAUGCUAGCAAUGGAGGAGGUGGUGGCAAUGGAGGAAAUGGUGGUGAUGUUGGUGCUGGAGGAGAUGGUGGUGAUGGUGGUGAUGGCGGCAAUGGUGGUAGUAGAGGAGCUGAUGCUGGUGAUGGAGGAGAUCGUGGUGAUGGAGGCAAUGGCGGUGAUGCUGGCGAUGGUGGUGAUGGUGGAAAUCGAGGCGAUGGUGGAGAUGGAGUUGAUGGAGGCAGUGGUGGCGAUGUUGGCGAUAGAGGAGAUGGUGGUGAUGGUGGUGACGGAGGCAAUAUUGGUGAUGCUGGAGAUGGAGGAGAUGGUGGAAAUGGAGGUGAUGGUGGUGAUGCAGUUGAUGGAGGCAGUGGGUGUGAUGCUGGAAAUGGUGGUGAUGGAGGCAAUGGCGGUGAUGCUGGCAAUGAUGGUGAUGGUGGAAAUGGAGGUGAUGGUGGAGAUGGAGGUGAUGGAGGCAGUGGUAGUGAUGCUGGCAAUGGAGGAGAUGGUGGUGAUGGAGGCAAUGGUGGUGAAGUGGGUGAUGGUGGAAAUGGAGGUUAUGGUGGAGAUGGAGGUGAAGGAGGCUGUGGUGGUGAUGCUGGAGGUGGGGGAGAUUGUGGUGAUGGAGGCAAUGGCGGUGAUGCUGGUGAUGGAGGUGAUGGUGGCAAUGGACGAGAUAGAGGUAAUGGAGGCAGUGGCGGCAAUGCUGGUGAUGGAGGUGAUGGUGGAGAUGGUGGUGAUGGAGGUUGUGGUGGAGGUGCUGGUGAAGGAACGGAUGGUGGAAAUGGUGGUGAUGGUGGAGAUGGAAGUGAUGGAGGCAGUGGUGGUGAUGCUGGUGAUGGUGGUAUUGGUGGUGAUGGAGGCAAUGGUGGUGAUGCUGGUAAUGGAGGUGAUGGUGGAAAUGGUGGAGAUGGAGGUGAUGGAGGCAGUGGUGGAGAUUCUGGCAAUGGAGGUGAUGGUGGAAGUGGUGGUGAUGGAGGAGACAGUGGCACUGGUGGUGAUUCUGGCAAUGGAGGAGAUGGUGGUGAUGCUGGUAAUGGUGGAGGUGGAGGAAGUGGAGGUGAUGGUGAAAAUGGAGGAGAUGGAGGAGGCAAUGGUGGUAAUGGUGGCAAUGGAGGUAAUGGUGGAGAUGGAGGUAAUGGUGGAGAUGGUGGAGAUGGCAGUAAUGGAGGCGAUGGUGGAGACGGUGGUGAUGGUGGCAACGGAGGUAAUGGAGGUAAUGAUGAAGAUGGCCAGUCUAAUAAUGAAAGUGGCAGCAGUGAUGGAGGCAGUGAUUCUGAUGGUGGCAUUGGUGACUGCCCAGCCGUUGGCAGUUGUCCAUUACACGAAGAUGCUGGAUCAGAUGUUACACUGUUGCCCCAUGCCACUGAUUGUGGACAGUAUUGUGUAUGUGAUCAUGGCAUUCCAGUAGCCACGCCUUGUCCUGGUGGACUCCACUUCAACCCAGAGCUGAGAGUCUGCGACUGGCCAUAUGCUGCUGGUUGUGAGGUACAGAGCUAA
This is a messenger RNA of Schistocerca cancellata (South American locust), 4842 nucleotides long. RefSeq lists its product as uncharacterized. Lineage: Eukaryota; Metazoa; Arthropoda; Insecta; Orthoptera; Acrididae. Gene Ontology annotation, molecular function: chitin binding. The coding region runs from base 1 to 4842 and encodes 1613 amino acids. Gene Ontology annotation, cellular component: extracellular region. The transcript is spliced from 3 exons. The record is from RefSeq and is a predicted model, not a curated record.